CGCCACCAUGUUCGCCACCCUCUUCCUUCUCGCCACCGCGUUUACUGCGCUCGCCGCUCCCCUCGGCGUCGAGGAGCGCUCGUCACGCCCCAUCCCGAUGUACAUCCACCCGAAGGCGGCGCCGCACAUGUGCCUCACGGCGUUCAAGCAGGGUCAGGGACAGUACUACGGCGCGCGCCUGUACAUCCACAAGUGCGAGGGCCUGCCGAACCAGCAGUUCCGCACGGCCUACGGCGACACCGUCCUCUGGUUCCAGGACAAGAGCGCGCAGGGCACAGUUGAGGAGCUGUGUGUCGUGACGGGAUUCACGGCUUACGACGACCCCACGGUGGACCUGACGAACGGGCGGCGCGCACAGCUCUUCCCGUGCCCGCCGCAGCGCGAUGCCAAGCCCACGCGGUGGUCGCGCAAGCCUGUGAAUGGCGUGUGGGUGCAGUACGACCGUGGCACGAUCAAGCUCAAGAAUGCGAACGUGUGCCUCGACCUCGUGGACGGGAACACGGGCGAGGGCGGCAACGUCCAGCAGUGGCAGUGCUUCAACGGAAACCUGAACCAGCAGUGGAUCGUCGACAACAAGGGCAUGGGCGCAUAGGCUUGGCGCUGGCUGCGCUCGUGGCAGGACACUGAGAAGUUGAGAAGUUGGCAUUUACAAGAGCGGACACUUGAUGAAUCCUGUG
Cutaneotrichosporon oleaginosum is the source of this 677-nucleotide messenger RNA. RefSeq lists its product as uncharacterized. The record is from RefSeq and is a predicted model, not a curated record. Lineage: Eukaryota; Fungi; Basidiomycota; Tremellomycetes; Trichosporonales; Trichosporonaceae.